AAUACCUUCAGAAAUGCUUUAGGACACAUAAACCCCACCCCAACCGGAAAAUACAUCAAAAUUCAGAGAAAUGGAGGCCCAGGGCGAGAAUGAAUCAUCGGGCCAAGCGGCCAAACCAAAUGACGAAACGGUAGGCAAGUGCUGUUUUAUGAUAACCGUGGGAAGUGAUGGACUCAUCGAGAUCAGCUCACUUAAUCAUGAAGGCAAGAAGCCCCAAAGCGCAAAAGACAGUAGUAACUCGCCACUGACGAAUGCGUCCACGGCGGCCAAGGAACAGUGCAUAGCUGUGCUAAAAGGGGAUUCAAAUGACAUCGAUGAUGAUUCAACUAAAAGCCUGGAGAAGAGCCAGAAUGCAAAGUCCAUAGAGGAGAUCCAGAAAACCGGAACUUUGCCGCCUUUCGUGAAGAUCUGCAACAAAGAUCUGGCAAAUAGGCCUUCCUUCGUGGUGCUCGAGGAUGCCUCGGCUAGGAGCAGGAUUAAACAGGACAUGGAACAGUCGAAAGAAGAGCACUCUGUAAAGUGCCAGGCUCAGCAGACCUCGGUGUCCUACUCCAUUUCGAGCACAGGAUCUCAGACUGAUAAAGCUUUUCCGCAAUAUCCCACCAGCAACAACGGCACCCAGAAAGGCUGUACUGUACCACCCGCUCGGAUUUCAUCCCUGCAAGCUGCAGCCCAGGUCCGCCAAAAACUAUCAAGUUUGAGUCGCGAGCAAACGCAUCCGCAUCCGCAGCCACAACACCACUUGUCCUUGCUGCAGCAUCAGAAACUGCAGCAGCACGUGUUGCAGCAGCAGCAGCAGCAGCCGCAUCAGCACAUGCAGCAACAUUUGGCACUGCACCAACAGUCGAACCUGCAGGUUCAACAGACCAGCAACUCCCCAUAUGUGACCAUCAGUUUUCUGCCCAUGAGCCAGACGGGUGCAACAUCGGUGUAUCCUGGCCAGCAGUUCCUGUGUGCCACGCCGAGCAACAUGUCCGGCUGCUCCUGCUGCACGUGCAGCAGUUGCUGUCCGUCAAGGACAACCCAAGUCUGUCCAAUGCAGAUGGGCAAUCAGUACCAAAGUCCAGCCCACGGAAGCAACUGCUGCAUGCUGAGGCCAGAGAGCUUCGCAAAGGGCUGCUGCAAUGGUGCCACAUCCUGCUGUCCCUUGUCGAGUAGGGAAUCGCAUCCUGCUAUGGGAUUCGGUGGUCAGAUCAGUCAGCACACGGUGCACCCGGUUCUCGGAACCACUUGUGCGCUGCAGCAACAGCAGCCAAGUAUUCCGAUUUCGGGAGGAUUCUAUCCCUGUUGCUCCUGCCAGUCCCUGUGCAACCAGUGCUCCCAAUGCAGGAUGCACGCGCAUCCCUGUUGCCACUGCCUGGGAUUCUUCAACAACCAACAGGUGUUCCAGUCGCAGCAGCAGCAGCAGCAGCAACAAGCCCAAAGCGCCUGCUGCCCCUUGAAACCAAGCCAGCGACGCAACUACCCAUCCAAGGAAAAGGCCCAGAGGCCCAGCGAAAGAUCUCCCAAUCAGGACGGAAUAAAGCAUACAUUCUACAAGAAGUCCCAGGCUCAGGAGAAGCCCCUGGAUGCCCAACACAUUGAAGCCACCAGCAAGAGGACGCCAAUGCCCAGAUCCGUUGGCGGUGCAGCAUCUGUGAGUACCAGUCCCGGCCCAACCUCCCUGUAUGUGGCUCGGUUUGGCAGGACUUGCUUGAUCCUGAGACCCACCAGCAACGCCCUCAUGCCACGCCUCUUGACCAGGCGCAUCAGUCGCUACACCUCCGUGAUAGCCUGGCCAGCAAAAAGUGUGAAGCCUAAAUAGACAUUG
Molecule: messenger RNA, 1810 nt
Organism: Drosophila erecta
Lineage: Eukaryota; Metazoa; Arthropoda; Insecta; Diptera; Drosophilidae
Exons: 2
Coding region: 71-1804 (577 amino acids)
Source: RefSeq, a predicted model, not a curated record